GGGGGCGGGGCCUCGCCGCACUUCUGGGCCUCCGUAGCAGGGAGUCGCGUUUUGGCGUCCUUGGCCGCCCCUGCAGCGUGUGAGCCGCACCACCAACCGCGCGGCAUGCUGCUGUUGGCUUUGGGCGGCCGGUGGGCAGCAGGACUGCGACCCGGCGGGACGAGGACUAAGUGGUGUGCGGCCUCCGCUCUCCGAGGUUCCGGGGUCGCCUUCUGGCGUGCGGCCUCCCGCGCCGAGCCCUCGCGACUGCCGAACGGCGGGCUUCUGCCACGAGCCGAGCCCCGCCCGCUCCCCGGGGUAGCGCAGAUACCUGUUUGUUGGGAGCAAUGUGUUCGCUGCUUACAUACAAAAUAUGAUAAGCCAGAAGAUGGAAGGCUGAUUUAUGCUGGGAACCUGGCCCGCACAGUAUUUGGUGUGAAAUGUUUCUCUUACUCUACAAGUGUGAUCAGCCUUGCAUUUUUACCAUAUCUUCUUUCACAAAAUAUGACAUUUGGAAGUCUGCCUUUACAAGUCUUAUUUUAUGGGAUCAUGGGAAGCUUCACAGUGAUCACUCCUGUUCUGCUUCACUUCCUUACAAAAGGCUAUGUCAUUCGGUUGUACCAUGAAGCCACAACUGACACUUACAAAGCCAUUACUUAUAAUGUUGUGCUUUCGGAAACCAGCACAGUGUUUCAUCAAAAUGAUGUGAAGAUUCCAGAGAGCUCACAUUUAUUUACCACCUUUUAUGCUAAAACAAAAUCACUGUUGGUCAAUCCAAUGCUCUUUCCAAACCCUGAGGACUAUAACCAUCUAAUGGGUUAUGACAAACCAUUCACUUUUGAUAUAGAAGAAUUCAGUGAAAAGAAACUGCAUGAGGAUGAAAAAUGAAUCUGUUCUUUGUUUUUGCUUAAAUGUCAUGUAUAUUUCAGUGUAUAAUAAGAUUGCCUAUAUUUUGUUAUUGUUAGUGAAUGAUUAAAAAAGUUUAAAGGCUGAA
Molecule: messenger RNA, 973 nt
Organism: Mesocricetus auratus (golden hamster)
Lineage: Eukaryota; Metazoa; Chordata; Mammalia; Rodentia; Cricetidae
Gene: Tmem70
Product: transmembrane protein 70
Exons: 3
Coding region: 106-867 (253 amino acids)
Biological process (GO): mitochondrial proton-transporting ATP synthase complex assembly
Cellular component (GO): mitochondrial membrane
Source: RefSeq, a predicted model, not a curated record